ACAGAGCCAAAUUCCGAUACAAUCAAAUAAUAUAAAUACCAUAAAUUGAAUUCCUAAUCGGGGUUCCUUCUAUAAAUUUAUUUAUUUGAUUUAUUGGAAAAAAUAAUAAUAAUAUGGGGAUGUCAAAAAGUAUCAAGGUUAUUGUAUCUCUUGCUCUCAUAUUAUUUUUGGCCCUUGCAGCAACCAAGGUUGAAGCCACAAGAUACAUAAGUUAUCGUGGUAUGAAUCAUGGAGAUCAUGCUAUACAUUGUGACAAAGCCCACCCUAACACCUGCAAGAAGCAAGUAGCAAAUCCUUACAGGAGAGGAUGCGGAACAAUCGAACGUUGCCGUCGUGAUACAGGUAGAAAAUGAAUCAACCAACCCACCCAAGAGCAUAAAAUAUUGCAUCAACACCUUUGGUUAAGAAUGUGUUAACAUGUUUCUCAUUGGAAUACCUUCGUUAUCUGUAUACACACUUCACAUCCUCAUAUUCAUUUGUUAAUGAGAUUGUUUUGGCUUUGUAAUUGAUUGUAAUUAUAUUAUGUUAUGAUCAAUCAUAUUUAAAUAUAUUAUAUCCAAUAUCUCGAGCUAUUGUCUCUUUCUUAUAUGCAUUUGAGCAAUUAUCAUACUUCUUGCCACAAUAAUAUAACAAGAACUAUGGGAAUAUAC
Molecule: messenger RNA, 650 nt
Organism: Arabidopsis thaliana (thale cress)
Lineage: Eukaryota; Viridiplantae; Streptophyta; Magnoliopsida; Brassicales; Brassicaceae
Gene: RALFL15
Product: RALF-like 15
Exons: 1
Coding region: 114-353 (79 amino acids)
Cellular component (GO): extracellular region
Source: RefSeq, marked reviewed